Miscanthus lutarioriparius is the source of this 1380-nucleotide messenger RNA. The record is from the annotation of a GenBank genome assembly. NCBI's taxonomy places the organism in Eukaryota, Viridiplantae, Streptophyta, Magnoliopsida, Poales, Poaceae.
AUGGCGGGCGGCGGCGGCGGCGACGUCUCGCGCGCACAGCAGCCAGGCAGGGGAGAGCGGCGUGGACACCGCCAGAAAGCGGCGUGGCUCCCGCUCGACAUCAUCAUCGCGGAGAUCGCGGCGCGCUCCGACCCGGCCACCCUCGUGCGGUGCGCGGCCACGUGCAGGGACGCGCGCCGCCACAUCGCCGAGGACCCCAGCCUCCUCGGCCGGCUCCGCCUCCGCGACACGGAGCGGUUCGUCCUCCCUCUCUUGCGCGGCCACCUGGCGGGGAUCACGACCUACACCGGCGGGGAGAAGACCGACGUGUACAUGGUGGAUACCACCAUCGCGGCGGACGCCACCCGUCUCGUCAAGGCCACCUUCGCUGAGGCCGACCAGACGAUGAGGAGCGUCGUGUCAAUGGACUCGCGCGGCGGCCUCGUCCUUGUCCGCGCCACGACGACGACGACUCAGAAUAACACGCAUUAUCAGCGACAGCUGCUCGUGUGCAACCUGGCUACCCGUCGCUGCCUGGCCCUCCCGCCGGAACCGGCGUUCCCGUAUGCCUACUGGAGUACGGACUGGAGUACGUGCGGCGUACAGUAUGUUCUGCUCAUCGGCGGCAGGGACGACGAGGGAGGUGACGGCGCCGCCGCAGCCGUCAGCCGGCCUUUCCAAGUGCUUAAGUCGACGCUAGUGCUGUCACAGUACCGUACUUACCGUUGCCUGCUGGUGCACACCUUCUCGUCGGAGCACGGCGCAUGGUCCCCGCUCACGGAGAUCCCGACUCCUAACCUACACGGGAGUAGCGGCAAGCGGUACGGAAGGCCGCUGGUCGUCGGCGACGUCGUUCACUGGCUGUACCUGACCGACAGCGGGAGCUACAUGCUCAUGCUCCACGUGAGAGCGGCGCGGGUGAACGUGACGGCUCUCCCGGUGAGCUUCCCCCGCGACGGCAAGAACAUCCAGUACGACCGGAGACAUCAGUACCUCUUGGCGACGUCUACGGCGGGCGGGAACCCCGUCGUGCUCGUCGCCGACGCCGACAGGAUAUCCGCCUGGGAGCAGUCGAAGCACACCAAGAUGUGGAAGCCGCGGCCGCAGGUGGUGAUAGAGAACGAGACGAUCCUUGGGUUCAAGGAUGAUGUCCUGGCCGAGCUUCUCGAGAAGGAGAGGAGGUGGGGGAAGAGGAAGCAUGUCCCUGAGCUAUUGUGGUUUGGUGAGAGGAGUGGCGCCGUGCUCCUUCAGAUUGAUGUCUACUGUUUGCUGUGGCUGGAUCUCCACUCCAAGAAGAUCGUCAGGUGCUUCUCCCCAGAUCGUCGGAUGCAAGUGUAUUGCCCCUACGAGGUGGACCUUUCGUCUUGGGUGCCAACCUUCAGUAAUGCUGUUACCCUUUGA